Molecule: messenger RNA, 9308 nt
Organism: Phymastichus coffea
Lineage: Eukaryota; Metazoa; Arthropoda; Insecta; Hymenoptera; Eulophidae
Product: constitutive coactivator of PPAR-gamma-like protein 1 homolog
Exons: 16
Coding region: 778-3720 (980 amino acids)
Cellular component (GO): nucleus
Source: RefSeq, a predicted model, not a curated record
CGGUAUUCAAUACAAUUUCAAAUUUAUUUCGACUUUCGAUAUGAAAUGAUAUAGGUGUACAAAUAAAUACGUCAUCGAUAUAAAAUCAAAACGUUUACAUAUUCUAUUGUAUUCUAAAAUUACAAAUACGUUGAAAAUUUGCAGAAUCUAAAUUGUUUGAUCAGUUCUCAUGACUAAUUAAAAUAUAAAUUGCUAUGAAAAUAUCGUUACGAAAAAAAAUGUUAAAAUUCGAGUGAUCAUAAAGAAAAAAAGAAGUAAAAUUUUGAUAAAUUUCGAAUAAACGAAUCAUGGCGGCAAAUUGUCCGAACUCCUGCGGUGUACACUGUACAGUUCGUUCAUUUGCAGUAAAAGCAAGGCAAGCCGCAAGACUAGGUCGCGGCGCCCGGCGGCGCUCGAUGCUUGUUCAGCCCUCAUUUCCGUUUUCGAAUAGCCGGAGUGAGCGAGUGCAGGCAGUCUGCGACAGGUCUGCGAGAGUGUACGUAUAGGUAUGUAGAAAGAACAGCUUUGGGCACGUCACAUGUAAAAAAAGAGUGCCGCCGUAGCCGCUGUCGUGUGUUUUCGUGUGUUCGUCGUCAACGCCGAGGGGUUGUGCAGCAGCAGGAUGACUCGUCUUGACUCGAGGUCCUGGUUAUUUAAAUCAAAACUGACUUUCUCCACAUCCUAGAUUGGAGAUUUUUCAAAAAUCAGAUGACAUAAAAUUAUCAGUAUAGAGAAAAUUUUGAACAGUGAAAGUACAAUUAGCUUAUUCAUAAAUUGUGUCCUGGAAAAUUUAACAAAAUGAAUACUCAGGCAUUACAAGCUUUUUUGGAUAGUAAUUCUGUGCCAGGUUCAGCAGUACCUGUUGAUUUGUUCAAAUUAGCUAGAAAUAUAGUUCAGAAACAACGUAAUAGAAUUGGCAAAGGACAAACUCAAUCAUUUUCAACUACUAAAUUCCGUCUAGUUCUUGAUGGAGAAUGUUGCCUUGAUCGAUUGUAUGGUGGUUAUUUUUCAGACUGGGCUUGUGGUGGACAAUGGAAUCGCAUGAUCCAAUUUCUUGCAGUCCUCAUGCAACAAAGUGAAGCAGCAGGGUUAGAAUUGGCUGUAUAUUUCAAUGGUUCUAUAGAGACUUCCAGGAGGUCAGACUGGAUUCAAAAUCAGCUAAAUACCAGACUCAAAGCAAAUAAUGUAUUGAAACAUGUUUCAACUAAAGGUACACCUCCACCAAAAAUUUGGUGGAUUGCUCCAGCAUGUCUAAAAACCAGUUUGAGAAUGGCUUUGAGGCAUUUGAAUGUAACUGUUCUAAGCAGUAUGGAUGAUCAUCAUCAAGAAGUUAUAACUUUCUGCAGAGAAAAUCACUAUCAUGGUCUUAUUGCUGAUGAUUCUGAAUAUGCUGUAUUUGAUCCUCCUAGAUAUUUUUCUUCCGAACAGUUGAAAUUAACAUAUAAAGGUUCUCUUGACACAAAAGAAUACUUUGUUAAUGAAGUUUUACAAGGAUUAAAUCUUCCUGCUGAAAGAUUAUGUAUUUUUGCUGCACUCCUUGGAAAUUACAUUUUGAAUGAAACUGAUUUACAAAGUUUUUAUAAAAAAUUGAAUCCAAGUACAAACAAGAUGGAUAUAGACCAGACUGUGCGAGCAGUUGCAAACUUUGUUAAAGAUUUAUCAUCUAUUGAGUUAGAUGACGUUACACAAAAAGUAUUUGGCUCUCUAACAGAUUCUAGAUGCUCCAGGUUCAAACAAUCUGUUCAAUACUAUGUAAAUGGAACAAAGGAUGGUUUUUCACACUACAAGCCCAUCAAGCCUACCAAAGAUACAAUCCAGAAUGAUCAGGCCAAUGCAUCGGAUGUAGCUCCUACUAAUGAAGAGAAAACUAACAUGGAAAUGGCACGUUUUGCUUCUGAAACAGCUGAAAGCGAACAAGAAAGUUUGAAUGCUUACAAAGAAGCGACUGCAAAUGCUACAAAAGCUCCGGAAAUUGUUGUAGAACCGCCAGGUGUACUAAAUCAAGGUGAUACUGAAACUACUCGGCCAGAAGAAGACCACAAUAAUGGACACACAGUAAAUGGAACACACAAUCUCUUAAUUAGUUCAUCCAGUUCAAGUAGUAGUUCAUCAGCCACUUCUCCAGCUCAUGUCACAGAUUCUGUUAAACAAACAGAAAAAAGUACUACGGUUCCAGCAAGUGUACCAGAAGUAAUAAGAACCGCAUCAGAGAGGCAUCAGAAGGGGUUGAUGUCACCUUUAAUAUAUCAAAUUCUCACUGCUGGUGAGAUUAAAUUGCCAGUCUUAUUAGAAGAUGAAAAUCACAGAGAAUUCCCAUCAAUCCAUGUUAUAUAUAGACCCGUUAGACAGAUGGUCUAUGCCAUUCUUUUCAACAUGCAUCAUCGCCUGUAUUUAGCCACUAAGAGUAAAGAAAAGGGUGAAACUGACAAAAUUGAAGUGCCAGAUGUCAUUAUCAAAGAAUGGGUUUGGUCCAAAGCAAAUCCAUUUCAAACUCCAGAAUCAGUCAAAGCUGAACAAAUUGGUUGGGGUGUUCCAACCAUUCAGCGAUUAUGGUUUGGAACUGGAAUUGAUGAUAAGAGACGUCGUUUACGCGGAUUUUUAACCUGCAUGAAGUCUGAUACAGCACUUAUGUUAAAUACUGCCUAUGUGCCACAACAUUUAUUGGUUAUGGCUUGUGUACUAAGAUACAUCAUGACAUUUUCUGAUAAAAUAAAAAUUUUACGACGCCAGGAACUAGAUGCCUUUAUUGUUCAAGCAUUUUCGCCUGAGCUUAUGAACGCUCCUUAUCUACAAGACUUGCAGAUAUCGCUUGUAACGACUCGCGGAGUCCAAUUGGCCAGUUUAUUUAUGGCUGGUGUGGAGACUGCUCUAUUAGCGAACGAUGCAUGUGGAGCACCGAUUCCUUGGUUAAUGUGUUGCCCUUGGUUGUACUUCGAUGGAAAGCUCUUCCAUCAUACACUUGCACGAGCAACGAUCGCUAAAAAUCUGCUGGAGCUCUGCGGCGGUCACAUUGAACGCGUUGUCAAAGUCGAAAGAAUAAGAAAAGCUAUCCUCGAGGGAGUUAACGUUGUAUUCGCCAGACCACCUCUACCCGUCCCACCAGCUGGUAUUCGAGUAAUUGGGCCGCAGCCGAUUCCACCAGCCGGUCUGCCUAUCUCUGAAACUUUGGUUCGCGGUCGCGUAGGAAACGUGGUUGGUGGGCCACAGCGAGGUGGCUUGAUGCGUCGACCAGUGCCUUCGCGUGGCGGUCAACUUGAAGUCGCCGGUAUAGUUGUCGGUCAAUGGGGUGCUAACUACGGUCAACCCGGUAGAUUACCACCUCAAGGUCCAACCACGUUACAGGGACCACCACGAGGACGACUUCCGCCACAGGUGACAUCAAUCGGUGGCGUGAAAUACGGUAUUCCACGAGGACUAAAUCCAAUAGUACCAGGACAACGAGCCACCUUUCCAACACGAGGCAACGGACGAACGUCGGUUGCCGGUGCCGCUGGUCGCGGUAAAAAGACGCAAAUGAAGGCUACCACUAAAAAGAAGGCUCCCAUUAGAAAAACGAAAGAUAACGAAAGGUCAAGAAGAAACGACGGUGUUGCUAGUGGACUCUCGAAUACAUUUGCCUAUCUUAAUUUGAACCCGAACCAAUUUGACGGUGCAUUGGAUAACAGAGGUCAAGCUGGAAUGGCCACUCUUCAUGCCGCACAUUUUAGGGCGGCCUGUCAAAAUCUACACGAAAGCUCAUAAAAUAACAGAAUCCGCGCAUUCGCACCGGCUCACUAUAAAACAAAAACAUUUGUGAGUUGCCUUCUUUUUCGAAGUUUUGUGCGAGACCGAGAUCAAUAUUUGACUAUGAUGCAUAGUGCUCCACGUGCUAAAAAGAAAAAAAAAUUACUCCCGAAUAUGACUCAAGACUGUAACCAAUUAUUUAGUUCUACGUCGCUCAAGACGUUGACACUGACAAUCGUUUUGUAAGAAGUAGCCAGCGACUUGUUGCACGUAGAACUACGGCGGGGCCAAAAAAAAUUAUUAUUGAAUAGCGCCGUGAAGAAUUAGACGCGUAAUCCAUCUCACGACUGUCGACUAACACAACUCGUGUCCCUCACUGCCAAAAAAAGUAUGAGACUCUAAAAAGAAAAAUAAUUGUAUACGAGAGAUAAAAAAAAUCGAAAGAUUUUAUUGCUAGAAAGUCGUGCUUAUGCUGAUGGGCUGCUCUGCUCGUUUGAUAAAAAUACCAACGUGGAAAAUGUAUUCUGACUGAUUAGGAGUAUGCAUAACAAAUGAAAAGAUGAUAUGUAUGUGCGUGCGCUAAUUUUACCGACAAAAAACGAGUCGUCAACUGCUGUAGAUGAUUAAUUAUAUAAACUUAAGAAGCGUGAUUAUUUUUUUUACGAUGAAAAUAUAUAUUUUCCGGUAUUAUAUGAAAUGCUCACCUCGGUGGUCACGAUAGCUCAUUUUCACAUUUUUACUACACAUUGAAUGCCCAUCAUCCGGCGGCGCAACUAUAUGUAUAUACACGUUGCGCCGUAUACACGGAAUGAGCUAUCGACAUAGCAGUCCGAGCGCUCAUGGAGACUGAUGCUUUUCAUAUAAGUAAAAUAUAUAUAUUUAUACAGACAUUUAGGUUAGAGUUUCUCCGUAGAUUAUUAUAUACGUAAGUUAUGCGUAUUCUACGCAAAAAGAGGACGAUGAUAACGACGAUGAUUAUUCUAUAAUAUAACCCACGGGUAGAAUUUUGCGCUCAUGAACGAAGGACCGAUUAUGAAUUGUUUUACCAGUGGAGAAAGUGAGAGAAAAUGAGAAAACUCGAGAAGAUGAUUAUGCACUAAAAAGGAGUGUGUUUAAAAGACGAUGUGAUUAUAGUUUUACAUACGUACGCGUGAUAUAUAAUGUAAUAAUAAUAUGCGUAAGGAUCUGUGUUCACGCGGACGCCGAUUCGUGAGAUCGAUCCGAGAUCGCUCGGCUUCUGCGCCCGUGUGCCGCAGCGUCACUAUAUACAUGAAGAUAUAGAAAAUAUAUAUUUAUUUGCAUUUGCGUCUGGGAUAUUUUUGUGAUUGUGUGCGUGUGGGAGUAAGAGAUAAAGAUAAAGCUACCGCUUGUUUUUUUGUAUGUACCAUUUGCGAAGAUAUUUUUUUAUCCAAUUACGCUGAUUUUUUCGCUGCUCUGUCGUCGCAGUGGACUGUUACAACUUUUAUUUUUUUUAAUUGCUUCAGUUUUAACGAGCUAUCUAGAAAAUGUAACAAACACUGCGAUGUACGAGAAGGCGGUUAAGUAUUGUCAUUAUCGAGAAACAUUGUAAUAGAAACUUUGGAUACUUUUUUUAUUGUACAUACCCAAGAAAAGCAAGCGAAAAGUAGCAAAGACACGAUCGUUGUAAAUAGCAAAUACUCUUAGGUGUGUUGAUCACGCACUAAGCUUAUAAUUGUGUUGCUUUGAUCCAAACUAAUCUCGAACAUUACAAUGUUGUCACUAUCGUGUGCCGAAAUUUUUUCUUCUUUCAUUUCGAUACCAAUUAGAGAGCAGAUCGAUUCGUAGAAAAUAUAAAAAUGUAGCAGCACUAAACGCGAUCUAUGAGAAUGUGAUUGUGAAUAUGAACGUAAAUAGUGUCGAGAUGUGCAGUGAGCGAGUAAGGAUAAAUAACGUAUAUUGAGUUAAUAUAGCGAGAAGUGAUAAGUACAGAGACAAUGCUAUAUUUUUGUAGAUUUGUUAUCGCAACUAAAUGCAUUAAGACAAUGAAGACGAAAUAAAAAAAAUUGUGUAAAAAAGAAGCUUAGUGAUGAUGUUAGUUCGCGAAUUCGGAAUAUAAGGGACUUAAAGCCAAGAAGACAGGCAGACACAAUUUGUGCGCAACUUCAAUAAUAGAUUUAGAGGAAAAAGUUUUACAAAAACUAAGAACAAAGUCAAUGUCAACGGAAGCCAAUUUGAUCUAAAUAUUAGACAUACUCUCGUGAUUUGUUGAAAAACACGUUCUCUAAACUAGAUUUAACCGAGGACGCACUUUCAAAAAUCUGCUUCAACGUGCAACAAUAAAAAAUGAUUUCUACACUAAACUAAAAAUCAUAACUAUGUCGAGAUACAUUUUAAGUUUAUGAAUUAACGAGCUAAAGAGUCAGUCUAUGUAAAAUCCACCAGCAGCGAAACUAUAUAAAUAUAACUUAUAACCAUUCAGCUCAAAAGUGUAUGCCACUUAACGCUUUGUUGGGUAAACUGAAUCGUGAAUGAUUACCUUCAUUCUUGAAAUAUAAAAACGAAUCUCUUGAUGGAACUUACGAUAUCAGUCAAAUAAAAAUUAAAAACAGUUCAGAUGCAUGAGGCAUUCAUCAGUAGCAGUGGCACUGAUAUUAUAUAAUUGAAUAAACAAAAAAUUUUAACAAAAAGCAAACGCAAUAGUAAACAGAAAAUACACGACAAAGAUGAAAACAAAAAAAAGAAACAAAAUCACGUAUUGAUGAAAUUCGUGUUUAUUGUAACGAUAAUAGAAAAAAAAAACAAAUAUAACAAGAAAAACGUUUAAGCAAAGCGCCUUGGUAGCGCAUCAUGCUUUUCACUAAACGCAUAGAAUUAGGGGCCCACGCACUCUGCCUAUGACCGGUCGUGCAAAAAAAUGAAACAAAGAAAACUAAAUCAUUCAAAUGAUUGUUCGUUUAUACUUAUAAUAAAUUUCUAAUAUUAUAUAAUACAUACAUGUUAGCAAAAAAAAGAAGAAAAUAGAGAGAAAAAGUAAAAAAACUUGCAAUAAUUUACAAUGUCGUUUCGCGACUUAUCAAAUGUAUAAUUUUUCUUUUCACUGUAUCCUUCGUUUAUUUCAUAUAUGUACUAGCUAUCGCGGCACAAGUAUCUGUCAAUUUUAUAUUAUUCAAUAAUCAAAAAAGCAUACUUGUUUUUUUCUUUUUCGCUUAAUAGAACUUUAAAUAGCUUUUUAUUUUACUUAACUUUGAAUGUUAAUCAAAUUAUUAUUGAACAAAAAAUGAAUUGGUUUCAGACAAGUUGUGUUUGAAUAUUUACUAAUAUUUAAACGCAAUAUUUACUAAUGAAUAUUUACUAAUGAAAUACGUACUAAUUAUAAACAUAAUGAUAAUUGUAAUUAUAAUAAUGAAAUAUUGCUACAACUUUAAAAGUACAUUUGAGAGUUGACCGGAGUACUUGCAACAAUGGGCAUUAAAUGAACAAAGCGCCUUGAAUUGAAUUAUUCGACGCUCUCAAGAACAAUCGCUACUUUUUUAUAGCUUAUUUUUUCCUUUUGUUGUUUUUCUUUUGUCGCACUUUUGGAGCGAUAUAUUUUCAUUACCACGGCUCACUACUUUUUAUCAUCUAAGUUUUCACGUAAUACAUAGCAUAGGUUUCUGCUUAUGUGCGUAUAUAUUUAUCAAGUAUAAUAACAAAUAUGGUAGGAUUCACGAAAUAUAUCUAAUUAAAGAAAAAAAUAUAUUGAAAAAAUGAAGAAAAAAAGUAACACUUGAUCAGUAAUUAUCGAUGUAGUUAAAAUAUAACGUGGGCCCUAUUAUUAUAUAUUCUUAUUAAAUAUUAUAUAACAUAUAUUCUCCUAUUAUUUCUUGUCUUAGCUGAAAAAAAUGGUAAAACAAUUAAAAUAUUUCAAUCGAUUAAAAGUAUAAAAAUGUGCAUGCGCAAAGUAGUUUGUGUAUGCGUUCACUGACUACUUUGAUAUUAUCUAUUAUAUUACUUGCAUAGCGCAUCGACACCUUACAUUUUUCGUUGAUAAACAAUUUGUUUAUAGCAUAUUCAAUUUUUAUUUAACUAAGCGACUAUUAUUGUCAAAAAGAAUAAAGAUUUCUUUAUAAAUAUAACUUUCUGAAAUAUAAUCGAUUAUUUUUGAUUAUGUGCAUCUAUUAAUAUUUUCAUGGUAUAUUUGCCUGUUUGCCACGCCAAAUACACGAUUUAUUGACUUUAUAAUAUGAAUUCAGUGUUGAAAUCAUUUCAAAUAAAUGUUUACAUGUACAAUCUGAUGAUAGUACCUUGAAAAAUUUAUAAUUUCACUCGAUCUAGAAAAAAUGAUCGAGCGCACAUAAUUUGCAAAGUGAUAAAAUAAAGUAAAUAAUCAAUUGUGUGUUUCUGCAUUUGUAUUGCAAUCGCAUCAUUAUAAACAUAUUUCGAAUAAUUCACCGUGUAAUUUCUACUGCUGUAAAGAUAUUAUAAUCCCAUCUGUGCCUAGUGUCCAGCGGAGCUGAUUCUGUAUAAGUGUUCUUCGUAUUAAUUACGAAAAAAUAAAUUUUUCUCGACCAUAUUUCCAUUUUCGAUAAAGCGAAGGAAAAGAAAUGGCUUUUUAAAUCAGUCAGUUUGUUACUUUCUAUGUGAUUGAUACAGAGAAUCAGUGCUAGCGAAACACAAGGCAAGUUGAAAAAUUAUUAUCGUUCUCAUUAUACACGAGAUGUCACGAUAAAGUAAAAGAUAAAGGUUCAUAUUUGGAGCUUAGAUAAUGAUAUACACUCUUAGUGGCAACUAUAUUUACUAAAAUAAAAGGAAAAGGUAUAAAUUAUCAAGAAAAUUAUUACUAACAAAUCAAUAUUGAAUGGAAAACGCACGUUGAUGGCUACUGUAAUGAAGUAGAUGGACAGAAUCGCAUUGAUAUUUGAUGUAUGAAAGGUCUGUGUUGAAACAGAUACUCAUAAUAAUACGUAGCAUUAGUAUUUCGUCGAGAUACGAUACCCAAUUAAAAUUUCAAAAAGUAGAUCUCAAAUAAAAUUCAUGAGGUAUUCGAAAUCACUUGUCGAUUAUAUAAAAGGUUAUUUUAUGACAUUCUUUGUUUCAUUGUGGUUCAUUGGUGCGCACAUGAAAAAGAGGAAUAUAUGAUUCUUGUUGGUUUUCUAUUUCAAAUUAAAAAUUGUAAAUCCUGAAAUAUUUCUUGAAAAUAAACUACAAGCGAACUAAUUUGCUUAAAAUUUUCAACUGGGAAGGAUUCGGAAGAAAAACCAUUGAUAUUUUGGAAAGUUUGAUGAUUUAUUAAGAUGUACUGUCAUGUCAUGAAAAUAAAAUUGAAAAAAUCUUAAGUGGCUAAUUUAUUGUAUUCAACAAGAAAACUAUCAUUAAUUAAUUUCUUUUUGCUACUGAUUGAUAUACUUUUUACUAGAACAGUAAUAAAAGUUUAAUUAUCUUUGAAAAGUUUAUUUUUUAGCUUAUUCAAGUGUACCUCUACAGCGUUUUAAAAGAACAGUUUUUCAAAUAACAAUAACAUUGCAGCUUACUUCUUUUAUUUGCAUUAUCUUCAAAAGGACACGUAUUAAUUGUAAUAAAUUGAAUUUUUAUUACUAAAAUUAUGUUCAUUUUUAUUCUUAAAAUCAUUUGAAUUAUAUUUAUUACUAAAUAACCCAAUAACAAUG